Molecule: messenger RNA, 1053 nt
Organism: Exophiala bonariae
Lineage: Eukaryota; Fungi; Ascomycota; Eurotiomycetes; Chaetothyriales; Herpotrichiellaceae
Exons: 3
Coding region: 1-1053 (350 amino acids)
Biological process (GO): cellular response to misfolded protein
Cellular component (GO): endoplasmic reticulum membrane
Molecular function (GO): Hsp70 protein binding
Source: RefSeq, a predicted model, not a curated record
AUGUCCGCAACCGCCUCCGGCUCCAACGCCAGGGCAAAUGGCUCGGCCACUUCCAGAGAGCACAACCAGGGCAACCAAGAUAGAAAAUAUACCCCUCAACAGAAGGCAGAAGUCAUUCGAAUACGGAGAUGUACCGCGACUUCAUUCUACGAAAUCCUUUCGGUUGAGAAAACGGCUAGCGAUGGCGAAAUCAAGAAGGCGUAUCGCAAGAUCAGUCUGUUGACCCAUCCCGAUAAAAAUGGCUAUGAUGGUGCCGAUGAGGCCUUUAAGAUGGUUUCCCGCGCCUUCCAGAUUCUCUCGGAUCCCGAUAAAAAGUCAAGAUACGACCAGUUUGGUGGUGAUCCAGACAAUCGAUUCUCCAGUUCUGGCGCUGCUGCUGCUGGAGCCAGUCCCUUCAGUGGUUUCGCAAGAUCCGCCGGACGAGGCCCAAUGUAUGAGGACGAGAUAUCACCUGAGGAAUUGUUCAAUCGCUUUUUCGGAGGAGGGGGGAUGGGCCCAGGUGUUUUUGGUGGGGGCUUUGGCGGGCCUCAAUUUGUUUUCAACAUGGGUGGUGGCCCUGGAUUCACGGUUCAUCGGAUGGGAGGGGGAGGACCUCGACGACGGCCUCGAGAUGCCAACGCCGAGCCUGCUCCGACCGGACUGUCUGCACUGACUCAACUCUUGCCACUACUUUUGCUUUUCAUCCUCCCAUUGCUCUCAUCAUUAUUUUCCGGAUCGACACCAUCAGGACCCCAGGUUCGGUUUGAUACACCCGCUCCUCCUCACACAAUGCACCGGGUCACACCGAGGUACAAGAUCGAUUACUUUAUCAACCCGGCAGAGGUGGAUGGCUGGAAAGCGAGGCAGUUCAACUCCCUGGACAAACAGGCAGAAGUUGACUACAUCACGACACUGAAGUACCAAUGUGAAAAUGAGGUUCAUCGAAAGCGACAGGAGAUUAAUGAUGCCACGGGGUUUUUCUACACCGACGAAGAUCGAGUGCGGCGGGCCAGGAAUAUGGUUAUGCCGGGAUGUCGACGGCUGGAUGAGUUGAAAGUUAGCCAGCAGUAUUGA